ACUAACCUUGCUCUGCAUAUUUGUUGGCUGGUUUGGUUUUGAUUUUCAAUUGGCGCGUCGUUUUUAGAAUUCUGUGCAAUAAAAAGCGGAAGAGUGCGGAGCACCUAGACCGUGACCAUGGACAAGUUCCUGCUGCGCAAUCCCACGUGGAAAACGAAGACUUACGGGGGGAUAGUGGCCAGUUCCUCCACAUCCGCCACGGCCGCCAAGAAAACCGUGGCGUCUCCGAUCCGCCGACCGUUGCACGAUUCAAAUACGGUGGACUCCAGGCCGAAGCCGAACACCCAGCCAAUUAAAUCUCAAGCUUUGGCAGACGACCAGCUGACUACGGAACGGCUGGCCGCUUCCAAGGCGAUCCUUCAGCACCGCACGGAGUUCCAAAAUGACCAAAACAAGCAGGAAGUGACGGCAGGAUCCGGAGUUGCUCCUUCGGGCGGUGCAGCCACGCCCACCAGACACGAUGGUCAGUGGGCGCGAUUGCAGCAAGAUCUCAACAGUCCCAAUGCUGCGCUUCGUCUGCGCGCCAUUCGUGCCUUAAAGAGUCCCACAAAAUCGGCGUAUAACACCUUUGAUGUGCCUCUUGCCGAACAGAGCAUUAUUACUAUGGAGGAUCGCAAUCCCAAGGAGCCACCCACUCUGCCUGAGUUGCUCAAGGACAUAGUUGUUUACGUCGAGGUGCGAACAGGGAACGACAAUCGCUCGGAGGGCGUAAAAACAAUCAUUGCCAAGAUGGGAGCCCAGGUCAAUAAUCGUCUAACGCGCACCACCACACACGUAGUCUUCAAGGAUGGCCUGCUUUCAACGUAUAAAAAAGCCACCGAGUGGAACAUUCCAGUAGUCUCUAUUUUGUGGAUUGAAGCCUGCAAGGUGCAGCGCAAAAUAUGUGAUCCGAGCCAGUUUCCCAUCAGCAACAUACGCAUGUACGAGUAUCCAGAGCUCUUUGGCAAGAUGCCGCGCGUUAAGUUUAUGCAGCCGGAUUCGGAGUUGAAUCAGCGACCUAAGAAACGCCAAGCAACCCCCACAUCCUCCAGGGAAAAUGAGCAAGGAUCGGCCAGUAAGCGAGCACUACCAGGAACUCCAACAACAACGCCAAAGAAUGACAUCAGCCGCUUUUUUAGGGCCCUUAACCACAACAAAGUUUCGGAUGAUGAGGUGAUCGAAUCUCCAGCCACCAAACUUCUGAACAGAAUAAGCAGUGGCUGCUACACUCCUCUGGCCCCAGUGUCUGCUUCUUAUCCACAUGGGCCUAAUGGCAGUGGAGAUACCAAUGUGGGCGAAAAAGUACAAGCCCAGAAGAGUCUCCAAUUCGCUGAGAAGCCGAGCAACUAUACCCCUCAAUCAAUCACUCCACGACCACGCCGGAGCACAGUGGAACCUCCUCCGGUAAUGACGCCGCCAGUGCGCACUAGUCGCCGACGCAGCUGCGUGGCCGAAAUCAGCACUCCUACCGCAACGGAACCGAGAAUGACUCGCCGCCGGAGCUCGCUCCACAUUGGCGUUGUCACCUCAUCAUUACAGGAAGCUGGGCCGGCAGUUUUAGAGCCCAGAAUGACUCGCCGCCGGAGCUCUUUGCUUGCUGCUGCUAAACAGCCAGAGGAAACCGCUCACAAGCAAACCAUUCAAACAAUAACCGAGGAGCUGGCUCCGAUCAAAGAGGUCAGAAAUUCGGUAGUAAUGACCGAGAACAAGAUAGCCAACCAAACAGACUGCUUAGAGCAGUCGAUAGAGAUCUCCGCAGUGGAGAAGGAAGCUACCUACAAAGCGGUCAGGCGCGGCACUCUCUACACCUCCGAAUUGAUGGACAUAAGUCCUGCUCGGCGGUGCAGCGUAUCGACGUCCAGUUCGGAACUGCAGGAAGACAACAUGUCGCUAGCCCGACAAUCGCUUAACAACGUUACCACGCAGACAUCCAAGUUCAGCAUCGAGGAGCCACUGACGCCGAUCUUUAGCUCCACGCGUCUGCCCAGCGGUCAGUCCACCGGGAAUCGUCGGCGUACUAUCUUCAACCUGGACAUGGAGGUGAUCAACGAGAGCAUCGAAAGAAUUAACCAGUCGCAUCGCAGAUCACUUGCCUUGGCCAAUGAGGCGGAACUGGGCGAGUGUCGCCAAGUGAAGGAUCUAGAAGAGCAAAAGUCGGAGGAUACGCCAUCGCAGGAGCCCAAGAGGCGACGCCUUUUUAAUCCAAACGACGAGGUAGUCAUAUCACCACCAAAAAGUAGUAGAAAGAAUCGUCUGAGCAUGACAAGCUCCUCGGGAUCCGUCCAGAAACGACGGCGGUCGCUAGCGACUCCAGCAAGAAGCUCCUCUUCGGAACUGUGGGUCCCUGCUCCCGUUACUAAAACCGUUGCAGAAGCACCGAAAGACGCAUCCGACGACAAUACUGAGACUCCGGAAGCAGCUGCGAACAGCGUAGUUGAACAAGAAGAUUCCAUAUCAACCAUAGAGGAAGAAGCCGACAAGAAAAAGGGAAGGCCACGUACAAAGGUUCGCACUUUGGUGCACACUAACAUGCGCCACGAGCAGAUCCAGGUCAUCCACAAGGCCCUGCGCAAAGUGCGCGGCAUGCGGCUGGAUCCGACCGUGACCCAGCGCACCACCCACCUGGUAAGCCUAGAGCCUCGCCGCACCCUCAACCUCCUGCGCGGCCUUAUGCGUGGCGUGUGGAUCGUCAGCUACCAGUGGAUUUUGGCAUCGAUUCGUGCCGGAAAAUGGGUCGACGAGGAGCCCUACGAAAUGACCCGCUUCUCGCGGGCCAUCGAGAUUUGCCGCGCUGAACGGCAGGCCUUUGGAGUCCACUACAAGUGCGAGUUGUUCCGCUUUAUGGAGACCUUCUAUGUAUCGUCACUCUGCAAACCCGUGCAGUUCAACAACAUGAAGGAGCUGCUCCUGCUGGGCGGAGCCACCCUGACCGAGAACCGCUUUAAGGCUAAGUACAUAAUAGGGGACAAGCGGCGCGUGGAGGACGAUCGCAUCUAUCUGGAUCCAUACUGGGUCCUGGACAGCAUCACGAACAUGCAGAUACAGAAGUUCGGCAAAUACUUGAUGAAGAGCGCCAUUGUCACGCCGGAGGGGAUCAGGUACGAGGAUCCCAAGGAGCGCAAAGAAUCCACGAAGACACAUUCACAUAGACGAAAUCACGACUUCGUUGAUCCACCGUUGGUCCUGGAAAAGUAGUGAUCAAUGGCUGCAAACCACUUUUUUGAUGUUACAAAAUUUAUAUUUUAGCUAAAUCACACCAAAAAACAUUUUCACCGCUGUUUCAAUUAUUUUCGUGAAAAACGUUAAUACGCAUAUGUAAAUAUAGUAUAUUUAUUACUGA
Molecule: messenger RNA, 3319 nt
Organism: Drosophila ficusphila
Lineage: Eukaryota; Metazoa; Arthropoda; Insecta; Diptera; Drosophilidae
Exons: 9
Coding region: 118-3174 (1018 amino acids)
Biological process (GO): mitotic cell cycle
Source: RefSeq, a predicted model, not a curated record